AUGCAACGAAUCUGGGGCAUUUUCUCUUAUUCCGCCUCCUCAAAUAACCCCAUGCUCGAAGCAUGCCUUUCCUCGCCUCCCGUACACACUCCAAGUCUAGCAGAUGGCUCCUUUCCAGUAGAUCCUUCGAUCGCGCCCCUGCCUCCAAGCUUCACUGCCGCCAAAGAGUCUACCACCAAGAUUGGUGAUGGUGACAACAUUGCAAAAGGGAACACCAUCCUGGAGGAGACAGAGCAAGAAAUGGAGGGAGGCAAUGCAGACGCUGAUGGAGAUGGUGGCUCGGAGGAGUCGACCGACUGGGACACCGAGUCGGCCGAAGAUACUCUCGACAACAACUCACCUCAGCCUCGUCAGGUUGUGAAGCGGGCACAACUUCCGCAGACCAUGGGCUUCCACUUGGACUGGUGGAUCGCACGCAUAGCCACCGCGGCCGUGAAUGUGAGUGUUCCCUUCCCCUUCCUCUGUCCCUAG
This is a messenger RNA of Fonsecaea erecta, 471 nucleotides long. RefSeq lists its product as hypothetical. The record is from RefSeq and is a predicted model, not a curated record. NCBI's taxonomy places the organism in Eukaryota, Fungi, Ascomycota, Eurotiomycetes, Chaetothyriales, Herpotrichiellaceae. The transcript has a single exon. Bases 1 to 471 code for a protein of 156 amino acids.